CUCCUGGGCUAUCAUGACCACCGUAUCAUCUACCCGGGACCCCCUGAUCUCCAAAAACGAGUGGGGUUCAUCUCCUCCAAUCCUAGCCUCUACGAUGCCUCCAUGCAACUCCGCGAUUUGGAGAUGAGCGAUUCCGCCACGUACGAAUGCACGGUGAAGAAGACCACGGAAGCGACUCGCAAAGUGACCAUCACUGUUCAAGAAAAACCAGCGCUUCCUCGCUGUUGGAUCAUUGGCGAGGUCGCUUACGGGGAAGACAUCACGCUUCGUUGCUUCACUUCCACGGGGAGCCAGCCGCUCAGCUACCACUGGUCCAUGGCCGGUGGAAAUUACCACGAUUGGAUGCCCUCAGCAAGCCUCACUCCGGGGGAUCUCCAGAUCCGCGAUCUGUGCGAUGACCACGUGGGGAUCUACGAAUGCAGUGUGGGCAACAAUGUCGGCACGGCUUAUUGUUCGGUGGAAAUUCAGUUCGGAGGAGGUUGGAGCCGAGGCUGGAUCAUCGCGGGCUCCAUCAUCAUCGCCCUGUUGUCCAUCGCCCUCAUCGUGGGGGGCGUGAUCUGGUGCUGCUGGUGCUGCUGGGGGAAAGGCGGGGGCUGCUGCGGGGACCAGUGCCCCAGCUGCUACUGCGGGAAGGACUACUGCUGGGACUGCUGCUGCAACUUCAGCCAUGACGGCCCCGAGAAGCAUCAGCAGUACUCCCAGACCAAGGCCAGCGACAUCUG
This is a messenger RNA of Notechis scutatus (mainland tiger snake), 722 nucleotides long. Lineage: Eukaryota; Metazoa; Chordata; Lepidosauria; Squamata; Elapidae. The record is from RefSeq and is a predicted model, not a curated record.